Molecule: messenger RNA, 773 nt
Organism: Acanthoscelides obtectus
Lineage: Eukaryota; Metazoa; Arthropoda; Insecta; Coleoptera; Chrysomelidae
Source: the annotation of a GenBank genome assembly
CGUAGCGACUUGCAACUAGUCCAGUUCUUACACUAUCAGUGCUGCUCAUCGUUAAUUAACAGCAAAAAAUGUACACGACACAUGCAUCAAUUUGUUUCAUCCUGAUUAUUGGAUCUUCUUAUGCUGCACCUGGUGCGAGCCCGGUAGCAAGAGCUAAUCCUACACCAACCGCGAAAGCGGAUCCUACACCCGAAGCCUACGCUGACGCUAAAGCAGAGGCUAAAGCGGAAGCCAAACCUGAGCCUAUACCUGUUCCGGUACCUGUUCCAGGCUACUGGCUAGCACCUCUGUCGUUUGAUUUUCAAUACUACAACAAAUUGUGCAGUACGUCUUUUGUUCCUGCUAAAACUCAUGAGUACGAAGCCAACAUGAAAACAAUGGUGGGAAAGCAAAGAGUUUCAGGCCGAUGCUACAGCCGUAUUAAUUGUUAAAAAACGGUGGCUUUGAGUGAAUUGCUUGCUAGGUGCAUUGUUUAAAAAACGCUUGGUCACUUUUGACCUAAAUUGUUCUCCUGUAGUUUACGUGGAUAAAAAACAAAAAAUAAACUUGUAGGAGUACACAUGCUUCCAUAUUAUUGUCAAAGUGGAGCUUUUGCGGCACAGUACGGAUAUUGAAUUCCAAAAUUGCCUAUUUUUUAGUAUGUUGCAAUUUAUUAUAUUAAAUGGAUAUCUCAAAGCUCGAAAGUAUUUACGAGUAUAUGUAGCACUAUUUUUAGUAAUGUAUUAAUUACUAUAAGCACCUAGCAGUAUUCGUCACAAUAAAAUGACAAGGAC